UAUGUUGAUGUUUUUUUCACCCUCUCUUGCUGCUGAUGCCAUAAUCCCAACCCUUCCUACGGGUAGUUCCACCUACUUAUCAGUUUGUAUCACACAUGUUUUUCAGUCUUCUUCUGACCUCAGCAGAACAGCCUGUUUCUGUGGGGAGGUAACUGGAUAUAUCUAAAUGUAUUGGAUAUCUGGUAAGAUUGGAUCUGAUACUCAAGUCAAGACCGCCACGCUGCCGAGAUGUGUUCCAGAAAAACCUGGGUCGUCAUGUCCCUGCUGUGUCUCACUGCCAUCGGGGUGUUUUAUAGAUCUUCAUGGAUUUUAUCAGUGUACCGUGAUUUCUUCCCCCCUUACAACUCAAGUCUUUGUGCAUGUGACAAAUGUUUAAUGGAAUAUGAUCCGUGGUUUAGCGAGCUGAUGGGUGCAUCUCCUGAGCCCUUUUUGUCACCGAGAAACAUUAUCUCAGAGGAGACCUUUAACUGGUGGAAGCGCAUACAGUCUGAAAGAAGCAGCUUCAGUUUCUACAAUACAACAGUGGAGAAGGUGUUCCAGAUGUUCCCACACAGUCUUAAUCUGAUGGAGUCCAGCCCCGACCGCUGCAGGACUUGUGCUGUGGUUGGGAACUCUGGGAAUCUGAAUGGAUCACACUAUGGACCUCUCAUAGAUUUCCACGAUGUCAUCAUAAGGAUCAACCGUGGCCGUAUCAAAGGCUAUGAAAAAGAUGUUGGGACCAGAACAACACAUCGUGUGAUGUAUCCAACUAGUGCUACUAAUUUGGACAACACCACCCAUCUUUUGUUGUUUCCAUUCAAGACAAAUGACUUACAGUGGCUCCUCAAGUCCUUCGCUCCAAGACAAAAAACAAUUGCGGACUCAGGGUUGAAAGCCAACAAGGAUUUGGUGAUGAUCCUCAGUCCAGCUUUCAUGAAAUACGUUCAUUAUGUUUGGCUCAAAAGGAAGGGCAUGUAUCCAUCUACUGGCUUUAUGACUUUGAUUCUCAGCAUGCACAUGUGUGAUGAGGUCAGCGUGUUUGGGUUCGGUGCAGACAGAUAUGGAAACUGGGACCAUUACUAUGAAAUACUCAAAAACAAACAACUGAAAACUGGAAAUCAUGGUGGAAAUCAGGAGUAUGCAAUCAUUGAGAAACUAUAUCAGCAACAGAAAAUUACCUUUUUCAAAGGAUGGUGAUAUUUGUUUCUCUCUUUCUGUUUGCCUCUCUGUCUUUGUCAAUUGCGUUAAUGAGCAGCACCCACCGCAUUAUUGAUACAUCAUGGUCAUUAAAGGAGAAA
Messenger RNA from Sebastes umbrosus (honeycomb rockfish), 1277 nucleotides. Its product is annotated as CMP-N-acetylneuraminate-beta-galactosamide-alpha-2,3-sialyltransferase 1-like. The record is from RefSeq and is a predicted model, not a curated record. Gene Ontology annotation, molecular function: beta-galactoside (CMP) alpha-2,3-sialyltransferase activity. NCBI's taxonomy places the organism in Eukaryota, Metazoa, Chordata, Actinopteri, Perciformes, Sebastidae. Bases 229 to 1176 code for a protein of 315 amino acids. The transcript has 7 exons.